Molecule: messenger RNA, 459 nt
Organism: Chrysochloris asiatica (Cape golden mole)
Lineage: Eukaryota; Metazoa; Chordata; Mammalia; Afrosoricida; Chrysochloridae
Gene: NPPA
Product: natriuretic peptide A
Exons: 3
Coding region: 1-459 (152 amino acids)
Biological process (GO): cGMP biosynthetic process; receptor guanylyl cyclase signaling pathway; neuropeptide signaling pathway
Cellular component (GO): extracellular region; cytoplasm; nucleus
Molecular function (GO): hormone receptor binding; hormone activity
Source: RefSeq, a predicted model, not a curated record
AUGGGCACCUCCACCAUCACCGUGGGCUUCCUCCUCUUCCUGACAUUUCAGCUCCCACGUCAAGCCAGAGCGAACCCUGUGUACACCUCUGUGUCCAAUGCAGACCUAAUGGAUUUCAAGAAUUUGCUGGACCAUUUGGAGGACAAGAUGCCUUUAGAAGACGAGGUUGUGCCCCCACAAGGACUAAGUGAGCAAAAUGACGAGGCUGGGGUGGCUCUCAGUUCCUUCCCUGAGGUGCCUUCCUGGACCAGGGAGGUCAGCCCAGCCCAGCGAGAUGGGGGUACCCUUGGGAGGGGCCCCUGGGACUCCUCUGAAAGAUCUGCCCUCCUGAAAAACAAGUUGAGGGGAUUGCUCGCUUCCCCUCGGAGCCUGCGGCGGUCCAGCUGCUUCGGAGGCAGGAUGGACAGGAUUGGAGCCCAGAGUGGCCUCGGGUGCAACAGCUUCCGGUACCGAAGAUAA